This is a messenger RNA of Cadophora gregata, 1122 nucleotides long. RefSeq lists its product as uncharacterized. Gene Ontology annotation, biological process: proteolysis. Lineage: Eukaryota; Fungi; Ascomycota; Leotiomycetes; Helotiales; Ploettnerulaceae. The record is from RefSeq and is a predicted model, not a curated record. The transcript is spliced from 6 exons. Bases 1 to 1122 code for a protein of 373 amino acids. Gene Ontology annotation, molecular function: metalloexopeptidase activity.
AUGCUUUACAAUCUAUUUCUCGGAGCCCUUGUGGCAUCUUCUUCACUUCUUGUAUCUGCGCUUCCUUCCACUGAUAGCUCGAAAAUCAAUGCUGGUCUUCGUUUGAUCAAGACCUCUGAAGCUGACCCUGGAAUAUGGGUCACGGAGGAUGAGAAAAUUGAGAAGUAUACUGCUAAGAACAUCAAGUUCAUCGAUAUUACAGAUAUCACAGAUAGCUAUGUUCUGAACUCCCUUUCAGGAGUCAGUGAGAGCACGAUUGUCGAAAGACAAGCUGUUACUUACCCAACCACCUUGACGCAUGUCAGUGAGGGCAACGCAUUCAUCAGCAAGAUAAACAUCACAGUGCCACAGACCACGCUGAGGACCUUCACCGAGUUUACCACUCGCUACUACCGAAGUGCAACUGGUACCCAGGCAUCGACCUGGUUGUUCAACCAACUCUCAAGCAUCGCAGCAGUGAAUUCUGCGAUUACUGUCACCAGGUUCACCCACUCAUUCAACAUGCCUUCAAUCAUCGUGAAGAUUCCAGGGACCAGCACGAAUCUGGUCGUAGUUGGAGCACAUAUCGAUUCCGUUGGCAGUACAUCAACCGGCCGCUCUCCCGGUGCCGAUGACGAUGGAAGUGGCACUGUGACCAUUCUGGAAGCCCUCCGCGUGCUCGCAACUUCCGGCUUCAAACCCAAGAACACACUCGAAUUCCACUUCUACUCUGGGGAAGAGGGUGGUCUUCUUGGUUCUGCAGCUAUCUUUUCCAACUACCGCUCAGCCGGCAAGCGAGUCCUCGCCAUGCUGAACCAAGACAUGACGGGAUAUUCGCCAGGUGGAAAGCCUGUUGUGUUCACAGAUUAUACGAAUGCGGCGUUGAACACGUAUAUGCGUCUGAUUAUCAGGCAGUAUACUGGCAUCACGGCGGGCACGAGUAGUUGUGGCUACGGGUGCUCUGAUCAUGCGAGUGCUACCUCGAAUGGGUUCCCUGCUUCUUUUGUCCAUGAAGACACGAUGGAUGGAUCGAGCCCGUACAUUCAUUCUGCAAAUGACGCUUAUAGCACGAUCCAGUGGGAUGCUGUCUUGCGCCAUAUCAAGCUUACAAUCGGGUUCUUGACCGAAGCAUCAUAUCUUUGA